Molecule: messenger RNA, 1007 nt
Organism: Triticum aestivum (bread wheat)
Lineage: Eukaryota; Viridiplantae; Streptophyta; Magnoliopsida; Poales; Poaceae
Product: mediator of RNA polymerase II transcription subunit 22a
Exons: 4
Coding region: 188-646 (152 amino acids)
Biological process (GO): regulation of transcription by RNA polymerase II
Cellular component (GO): mediator complex
Molecular function (GO): transcription coregulator activity
Source: RefSeq, a predicted model, not a curated record
GUCUCAAAAAAAAAACGCACGGGGGACAGCCGCACCGAGCCACUGCCGCUCCCGUCCUCCCGAUCUCGCCGGCUCGCGGCCUACCUCGCCGGAAGCCGUCGCCCCCCUGCACGCCCCGCCCGCCCGGCGCCACCCCGACCGCCGUGAUCCAGCCAGCCGGCGCCCGCCGCUCGCCGGGUGACCCGCGAUGAGCAAGCCAGGCGGCAGCGCUGGCGGUGCUACGGCGGGCCCGACGGCGGCGGCCGCGGCCGCCGCGGCUCAGAAGCAACGGGCGCUCCUCCAGAAGGCCGACGCCGACGUCAGCAGCCUCGUCGACAACUUCUCCGCCCUCAUCAACAUCGCCCGCGUCAACGACCCGCCCGUGCGCAACUCGCAGGAGGCAUUCCAGAUGGACAUGCGCGCCUCCCGAAUGGUGCAUUCAGCGGACUCUCUGUUGAAACUAGUAUCGGAACUUAAGAGGACAGCUAUCUUUUCUGGGCUUGCUUCUUUGAGUGAGAAUGUUGAUAGGAGGAUUGAAGUGUUCAGUCAACAGGCAGAGGAGACAGAGAGAAUGCUGGAGAGGAUUGGGCAGGAAGCAGCAGCAAGCCUUAAGGAGUUGGAGGCACAUUACUACUCGUCUGUUGUGCGGACUCCGCUCUAUGAUUGAGGAUGUCUCUGGCUUCCCGCUGGUAGCAGAGUGGCGCUUAAGGAGCUGCGAGCAAGGGCAUGGUCGAUGUAACUCGUGUAAAAAUCGCCUUAAAUUAUCUCGUUAUGUCAGAUGAUGUUGUAUUAGCGAUUGAGAUAUAACGUUCUAGUCCCUACCUGUUGUUCUAAUUUCUAGUUCUUUUUCGAAGGUUAUUACCAUGUCUACUUCCAUGAGGUGUUUGCCUGCCCGUACUUGUUUUCUGACCUCGCCUGCUACUCCAUUUUCUGCGAGUAUCAUUUUUAACCCAUGCCUGUAAUUCUAGGUCCUGAACAGAUUAGCCUGUUUUCAUUUUUAGUUUAGUUCAUAUUCGUGUGUUCUUGCA